AUGCUUUUGCAAAUAAAAGUUUAUUUGAUAGCCACCGUAUAUCUUUUCGGUGCACUCUUUAUGUAUUUAUUUCCACCAAGAAAUUUUGAUAUGUCUGGUGCUAAACUAAGAACAAGAAGAAGUGUAGAUGACAAAUUCAAAUUAAAAAAAUAUGUAGACUACAACACGCUGUGGUUGACCCUAAAAGAAUUCGCACAGCGUGAUCCAGAAGUCAUUAACUUAAUACAACUGACACCUCUGACAUCGGAGAAUCGUAGCAUAUUUGCUGUGGAAUUGCGUAGUGACAGACAGAGUCGAAAGCCAGGCAUUUUUAUCAUUGCCGCAUUGGAUGCAAUGGCUUGGGGAGCAUCAAAUGCAAUACUCGAGUUUUCACAAAAACUACUCUACGAUGCAAGUUAUCAAACACCGUUCUUCAAUGACUAUGACUGGUACCUUAUUCCGAUGGCCAAUCCAGAUGGUAUAGCAUUCACUCAAGGCCUAAAUUCGCCUUUAGACGCAAAUCCAUUGUUAGAGAAUGCUACAGCAAAACAUCCGUCACGACCCUUAGAAUGGCACAAAAACGUAGACAAUCAGGUGGCGAAGUCAUCAUGCUUUGGAACCAACAUCAAUCGCAAUUUCGCUUAUCAUUGGCAAGAUGACGUAAGUAAAACUCCAAAACGAUGCUCUCAGAGUUAUCCAGGCGAGAGGCCCUUUUCUACAGCUGAAGCCAAGGCAAUACGUCGGUAUGUCGACGGAUUGGGUGAAAAUAUUGGUUUGGCCAUCCACCUUCACGUCAGCUUCGUGCCCAAAAAGGAGUACAUUUUGUACCCAUGGCGCUAUUCACUUCGUCGACCGAGCAAUUAUCAAACGUUGCAAGAGAUUGGUGAAUAUGCAGCUAGGAAAGCGCGUCUGCCCGAUGGCAGGCUUUAUGAGGUCCACCAAAGCAGCAGCGAUGACCGAAUAGCAGGAACACUGGCUGACUACAUGUCGGGAGUAGUGGGCACCGACCUAGUAUUCGUUAUUAAACCACACCACCCUAUGUUUCCCAAUUUCACAGAUACGACAGUCCUCGAUUUAUACGUACAAAAGUCAAUUACGUCAGUGCUGAGCGUUGUACGCGGUUGGCGUAGCAGCACCAAGCUAAAUACUCUGCAUUUCUUCGGCAAAGAGAUCGAGUUCUAA
This is a messenger RNA of Arctia plantaginis, 1161 nucleotides long. The record is from the annotation of a GenBank genome assembly. NCBI's taxonomy places the organism in Eukaryota, Metazoa, Arthropoda, Insecta, Lepidoptera, Erebidae.